AGCAUAUAUAUGCAAGUGCACGUUCUAUACAUCAGCAUCUCACCUAGUUAAUUCUGACCUACAAAGCUGAAGACCCAGCAAGUCCACGAUUCAUUUGUCUGUAAGCACUGGUCGCCACUCUCUCUCUCUCUCUCUCUCACAACUGAGGAUGCUCUCCAGCAGCUCAGAGCUUCCCAGACCGUCUCUCCAGAUCAAACAAGAUGACAAGUUCUACUGCAGGCUGCUGUCCAAGGAAGGCUCUUUGACCCACCCGUCAUUUAGGGUGUACUACGGGGUGGCCUCCGGCGCAGUCCCGUUCUUAUGGGAGUCGCAGCCUGGCACGCCCAAGCACACCGCCUCAAGCACCAACCUGCCACCUCUCACUCCUCCGCCCUCCUACUACUGCAGCACCAAGAACAAGAGUUGUCGGAAGUCCCCCAAGUCGAAUCUGAUCCAGAUCAUACUCCCCAAGCUCAGCUUGAGGAAGUCCCACAAGUCGCCCUCAUCGUUGUCCCCGGCAACAUCUCUCAGCUACGAUCACCGCAGGCGGCACUCCAUCUCAGGGUCGUCCUUCUCAUCAAGGGGCGACGGGGAGGAGUCCGAUGACGGGUCCCUAACAUCAACUUUCUGCUUCGGGGUGCCACACAGGGCUGGCGGCGGGCUCAAGCGUUGCUUCUCCGCAGUGCUUAUGAAGAACACGUUGCUGCCGAUCGCCGGUCGUGGAUCCGGCCAAGGUGCUGCUGCUUAAGCGUUCAUCUUACCUACUGCUGCCGUGUGUUUCGGUAGUGGUCUCUGUGGUCAUCAGUCUCAUACAUCAAAGAUAAGAUUAGUCUAAUAAUAGCUACGGAUGAAGUGUUUGUCCUGCAUCCAAAAUAACGUGGCUUAAAGGUUUGUAGUGGCACAGCUCACGCUGUUUCCUUUUGGGUUUCGUACUCUUUGUGACAUGUAAGUUGUCCCAGUACAAGAUUGGAGCUUUAUUGAUGGAA
Molecule: messenger RNA, 965 nt
Organism: Musa acuminata subsp. malaccensis (wild Malaysian banana)
Lineage: Eukaryota; Viridiplantae; Streptophyta; Magnoliopsida; Zingiberales; Musaceae
Source: RefSeq, a predicted model, not a curated record